Molecule: messenger RNA, 547 nt
Organism: Folsomia candida
Lineage: Eukaryota; Metazoa; Arthropoda; Collembola; Entomobryomorpha; Isotomidae
Exons: 4
Coding region: 131-466 (111 amino acids)
Source: RefSeq, a predicted model, not a curated record
GUCUAAAAAUAAUAGUGAAAGGUUGGCUUUUAAGGCAUUCCAUUUAAGGGGAUAUAUGUACAUAUGUAUGCAUGCAUAUUAGUAAUCAUAUUCAUCGGACGAGACAAGGACAAGAUAGACUCCAGAUAAAAUGGUUACUUCAAAUGGAAUUCGCAACUUUGCGAGAAUAGAUUCGAGAAGUUCAUCCCCACCAAGAUUACCCACAAUGAGCUAUACUGUGAAUAUCCCAGCAGCUUCUAUCCUGAUACCCGAGGAUACCCGAAUGGAAAUUAUAAGAGAUUUCAUUUCCGGGGAAGUUGACAAAUACGACGUCAAAGUCAAAAAGCUUAACGAGCUACCGGAAGGGGAGCGUGACCCUAGACUAGCCGCGGCGGUGGAUAACCGGGAGGCAUGGGCGAAAGUACAGCGGUUGAUGGAGGUCAAGGUCGCCAUACAAGCUGAAAUUCGCUCGGAUCACCUCCGUUAGUGUUUAUAGUAUUAAAAAAUGUGUCUGAGGAUGAAUUGAGGGGGCAUUAAAUAGUAAAUAGUUAUUCAUCAGAAAAAGUGA